AUGGAGGAAUUAGAUUACAACACUGAAGAACUUCGUGUUGAACAUGCGACAUUAUUUGCUAAAUUAAACAAUGAGCAAAAAGAGAUAUACCAUGCUGUUUUGCAAUCUGUUGCUCAUGAUGAAGGAACUUUUUUUUUCGUGUAUGGUCAUGGUGGUACAGGAAAAACUUUUCUUUGGAAAACCAUCAUAUGUGCCCUCAGAGGAAUUGGUCAAGUUGUUUUAGCUGUUGCUUCAUCUGGCAUAGCUUCUUUAUUACUUCCUCGAGGUAGAACUGCUCAUUCAAGAUUCAAGAUACCUAUUGAUGUUGAUGAUCUGUCUACUUGUGAAAUAAAAAAAGGAACACAAUUAGCAAGAUUGCUUCAAAAAACUGCUCUUAUUCUUUGGGAUGAAGCACCAAUGAUACAUAGGAAUUGUCUGGAAGCAUUGCAUAGAAGUCUCCAAGAUAUUAUGCUUGAUGAUACCCGACAUGAAAACAAUAAAACCUUUGGCGGAAAAACAGUCCUCCUCGGAGGUGAUUUCAGACAAAUUUUGCCUGUCAUUCCAUCUGGAUCUAAGCAUGAUGUGAUCAAUGCUUCGAUAUGUAAAUCUCCUCUAUGGGAACAUUGCAAAAUCUUUACUCUACAAACAAACAUGAGAUUAUUGAGUCGAUCGCUUGAUCAAACUGCAACUGGUGAAAUCAAAGACUUUGCUACAUGGAUUCUGAAUGUUGGUGAUGGUUGUGCACAAGGAAUUGGUCCUAAUGUUGAUGACGAUACAACAAUCAUCAAAAUUCCAAAUGAUUUGUUGGUUAGUCCAGGAAAUAAUCCAAUUCAAACGAUAUGUUCUACUAUCUAUCCUGACUUUGCUCAAAAUUUUGCAGAUAUAUCAUAUUUGCAACAUAGAGCGAUAGUAACUCCGUACAAUGAUACAGUCACCCUCAUCAACGAGUUCAUGCUUUCCGAACUGCCUGGUGAUAUCAAAACUUACUUGAGCUGUGACACAAUUUCAAAGAGUUCGUCGAGCACCAGAGAUGAAGAUUUUUUGUAUCCUACUGAGUUUCUCAAUUCUCUAUCUUUUAAUGGGAUUCCGAACCAUAAACUUCAACUAAAAGUUGGUGCUACAAUCAUGUUAUUAAGGAACAUAAACCAAAGCUUAGGAUUAUGCAAUGGCACUAGAUUGAUGGUGACUCAUUUAGCAUCCCGUGUGAUCCAAGCUGAAAUCAUCUCUGGAAACCAUAUAGGUGAAAAAGUAUUUGUUCCUAGAAUAAACAUGACAGUAAAAAAUUCAAAGUGGCCAUUUGUUUUGACCAGAAAACAAUUUCCGAUCAGAUUGUGUUAUGGGAUGACAAUAAAUAAGAGUCAAGGACAAACACUUGACAUAGUUGGCCUAUUUUUGCCUAAGCCAGUUUUCACUCAUGGCCAGUUAUAUGUUGCUCUUUCAAGAGCAACAAGUAGAGAAGGAUUAAAAAUAUUAAUCCAAUCUGAAAAUGAUUCUAAUAUAGGAACUACUAAAAAUAUUGUUUAUAAAGAAAUUCUACAUGCUUUACAUUAG
This is a messenger RNA of Theobroma cacao (cacao), 1530 nucleotides long. NCBI's taxonomy places the organism in Eukaryota, Viridiplantae, Streptophyta, Magnoliopsida, Malvales, Malvaceae. The record is from RefSeq and is a predicted model, not a curated record.